Messenger RNA from Equus quagga, 1746 nucleotides. It is a transcript of the gene NIPA2, whose product is annotated as NIPA magnesium transporter 2. Gene Ontology annotation, biological process: magnesium ion transport. The coding region runs from base 454 to 1536 and encodes 360 amino acids. Gene Ontology annotation, molecular function: magnesium ion transmembrane transporter activity. The transcript has 7 exons. The record is from RefSeq and is a predicted model, not a curated record. Gene Ontology annotation, cellular component: membrane. NCBI's taxonomy places the organism in Eukaryota, Metazoa, Chordata, Mammalia, Perissodactyla, Equidae.
UACCGGCUGCGGCUGCUGAGGGGCCCGCGGUUGUGCGGGGCAGGUUCGCCUCGGCGGUGCCCCAUGGAGGAGGCGACGCGCACGUUUGCAGAUCCGAAUGGUCGAACCUCCCACUGGACGGCGACGAAGCCGCUGGCCGCGCGAGCGCAGGAGCGGGGAGCCCAUGCGGCCUGUGUGGAGGUGUGAGCAGAGGUGACCGGAGCGGAGAGCGGAGGGGAAGCGGCGCCGCCGGUCCGCCGGCUAGGGGUUUCCCAACUGUGAUUGACCUUUACAGAGAGUGGGAGCAGAAUUAUCAGGUCUGAGAAUAGCAAAGCAGCUCAUUCCUUUCAGGACAUCCACAUUGAUGUCCUAUUUCAAACUAUUUGAAGACUGCAUCAUCCUGCCUCCAUUACCAGCAGUUUCUCUGUUCUGUGAUCAAUGUGAUUCACAAGAACUUCUUAAGUAACAAACGAAAUGAGCCAGGGGCAUGGAAAAUAUGACUUUUAUAUUGGUCUGGGAUUGGCUAUGAGCUCCAGCAUUUUCAUUGGAGGGAGUUUCAUUUUGAAAAAAAAAGGCCUUCUGCGACUUGCCAGAAAAGGCUCCAUGAGAGCAGGUCAAGGUGGCCAUGCAUAUCUUAAAGAAUGGUUGUGGUGGGCUGGACUGCUAUCAAUGGGAGCGGGCGAAGUGGCCAACUUUGCUGCAUAUGCCUUUGCACCAGCCACCCUAGUGACUCCAUUAGGAGCUCUCAGCGUCCUAGUAAGUGCCAUUCUUUCUUCAUACUUUCUAAAUGAAAGACUUAAUCUUCAUGGGAAAAUUGGAUGUUUGCUAAGUAUUCUAGGAUCUACAGUUAUGGUCAUUCAUGCUCCAAAAGAAGAGGAGAUUGAGACUUUAAAUGAAAUGUCUCACAAACUAGGGGAUCCAGGUUUUGUGGUCUUUGCAACACUUGUGGUCAUUGUAUCCUUGAUAUUAAUCUUCGUGGUGGGACCUCGCCAUGGACAGACAAACAUUCUUGUGUAUAUAACAAUCUGCUCUGUCAUUGGAGCGUUUUCUGUCUCCUGUGUUAAGGGCCUGGGUAUUGCUAUCAAAGAGCUGUUUGCUGGAAAGCCUGUACUACGACAUCCCCUGGCCUGGAUUCUGCUGUUGAGCCUUAUAGUCUGUGUGAGCACACAGAUUAAUUACCUGAACAGGGCCCUGGACAUAUUCAACACUUCCAUCGUGACUCCAAUAUAUUACGUAUUCUUUACAACAUCAGUUUUAACUUGUUCAGCUAUUCUUUUUAAGGAGUGGCAAGAUAUGCCUGUUGAUGAUGUCAUUGGUACUUUGAGUGGCUUCUUUACAAUCAUUGUGGGAAUAUUCUUAUUGCAUGCCUUUAAAGACGUCAGCUUUAGUCUAGCAAGUCUGCCUGUGUCUUUACGAAAAGACGAAAAAGCAGUGAAUGGCAAUCUCUCUAAUAUGUAUGAAGUUCUUAAUAAUAAUGAAGAAAGCUUAACCUGUGGAAUUGAACAACACACUAGUGAAAAUAUCUCCCGAAGAAAUGGAAACCUGACAGCUUUUUAAGAAAGAUGUAAUUAAAAGGUUAAUCUAUAAUUGUGUUAUAAAGUGAAUUUGAAUAUCAGAAUGUGUCUGAAAAAGCAUUGUUCUCAAUGUUCUCUAGAGACAAUCUUUUUUUUUUUUUUGAGGAAGAAUAGCCCUGAGCUAACAUCCGCCACCAAUCCUCCUCUUUGCUGAGGAAGAGUGGCCCUGAGCUAACAUCUGUGCCUGUCUUCC